Messenger RNA from Thalassophryne amazonica, 2368 nucleotides. Its product is annotated as probable acyl-CoA dehydrogenase 6. Gene Ontology annotation, molecular function: flavin adenine dinucleotide binding; acyl-CoA dehydrogenase activity. The record is from RefSeq and is a predicted model, not a curated record. Gene Ontology annotation, biological process: fatty acid beta-oxidation using acyl-CoA dehydrogenase. Lineage: Eukaryota; Metazoa; Chordata; Actinopteri; Batrachoidiformes; Batrachoididae.
AUGCUGGGCUUGGGUCAGACAUAUUUGUUGGUUUUGCAGCUCAUCGACAAGGAGAUCAACCCGUACGUGGAGCAGUGGGAGGCGGAGAAGGCAUUUCCAGCGCACAAAGUCUUCAAGAUCUUGGGCAAUGCUGGCUUUCUAGGUGUUGAUAAACCAGUUGAAUAUGGAGGUUUGGGCCUCGACUUCAGUUACAGCAUAGCAGUGGCAGAGGAGCUUGGAAAUAUUCGCUGCGGCGGUGUCCCUAUGGCCAUUGGUGUACAGUCAAACAUGGCUACUCCUGCACUGGCCAGGUUUGGUUCAGCUGUGCUGAAGGAGGAGUUCCUUCUUCCCAUCACAGGGGAUAAAGUUGCCUGCCUUGGAAUUAGUGAAGCCGGAGCUGGUUCUGAUGUCUCAAGUAUUAAAACCAAGGCAGUGCAGAAAGGAGAUGAAUAUGUGAUUAAUGGUGGAAAGAUGUGGAUCACCAACGGUGCCCAGGCUGACUGGAUGUGUCUACUUGCCAACACAAGUGAUGGGCCGCCACACCGGAAUAAAUCCCUCAUCUGCUUGCCCAUGAACCUGCCAGGAGUAAAUGUGGCCCGGAAGAUUGAUAAAAUAGGUAUGUGGUCAUCAGACACAGCCGAAAUAUUCUUCGAUGAUGUUCGUGUACCCUGCAAAAACCUCAUUGGUCAGGAAGGUUUGGGCUUCACCUACCAGAUGCUUCAGUUCCAAGAAGAGAGACUCUGGGGAGUGGCCAACAUCCUGACAGUGAUGGACGCCAUCAUUCAGGAGACCAUCCAAUACACAAGGCAGAGGAAGAUCUUCCAGCAACCCGUUCUGAACCACCAGAUCGUUCACUUCAAGUUGGCUGAGCUGCAGACGGAGGUGGAGUUGCUCCGCUCUCUGCUCCACCGUGCUAUAGCAUUGUACAUCAAAGGCAAAGAUGUGACCAAACUGGCGUCGAUGGCCAAGUUAAAGGCGGGUCGUCUGACCAGGGAGCUGAGUGACAGCUGCCUGCAGUUCUGGGGAGGGAUGGGCUUCACCAGUGAGGUGCUGGUCAGCCGGGUCUACAGGGACUCCAGAUUAUUAUCAAUUGGUGCCGGAGCAGACGAGGUGAUGCUCGCCAUCAUCUGCAAGUACAUGGAUACACUACCCAAGAAAUGACAUUAUCAACACCUGACCCAGGAAACUUUUGUCCCAACGUCUAGCACACAGUAGACUAAUUAUAACCUCCCCCAGAGGUGGUUGUGUAUUGUCAUUUGAUUAACAGGAUGUCUCAAGAGUUUGACAGCACAUUCUGUGAAACUAUGUAAUAAUACUUGACUUUAAUUUAUGAACCUCAUGCAGAUCGGGAGUCGUGUUCAGUCAACAUUUUUAGACUCUAUCCCAUUGGUUUUUGUAUGUGCACACUUUGGGGUAACAGCGCCCCCACCAGGCCUUCAACCAGCUAAGAACAGAUCAACAGGACUGUUGGACCUCUGUGGAGGAGGCAUGCAGUCAAGUGUCCUUUAUUUUAUAUUGAUUUACAAAACACGUAUGUUAUUACUGACACGAUCAAUGAAGAUUAGCUGUAUUCUGCCUUAACGAGUGUUUAAUAGCCGUACUAUUUGCUAAUGACAAACCUCACUUCCUUGCCUAUCAAAUUUUAUUAUCCGGGUGCAUAGAAAUGAAAAUAAAUGUCUUGUUAUCGAUGUAUAAUUGACUGGUUAAAAUGUAUUAUUAAACAUUGAGUAUUUUGUGGCUUAUUUAAAGCACAAGAAAACACCAUUUUUCUGAAUGUCUCCAUUCUGCCUGCUAUGUAAGCAUCUGUUUUUAGUGGUAAGAACAUCCAAAAAGCAUGUAAAUAAAUGUUUAUUCCAACUUUUUUGACAUGUUAAAACAGUAAAUAGUGCAGUGAACUUCACAGAUGAUGUUAUAACAGUUCAAAGUCACAUAGGUGUUAUUAUCAACCUCACAGAAGAUUCUUGGCAGUGUCACAUCUUAACCAUCAUCUGUUUGAUAAAAAAAUAUAUGUAAAUCACCUCUUCCUUUGAAAAUAGAGUGUGUUGUGAGAGGUUUCCAAAAGUCAGCUUCCACCUCCACCUGUCUGCUUAAAAACUUCAACCAAUUAUUAGUGAUCAUAUUGCACAUAAUCAUUUUAUAGAAUUAACACUCCAAAGCAACUUUAGGCGUGAUGUGGCUCCUUGGACUUCUGUCUGUAUCUGUACUCUUGCUUGUUUUAACACACCCACUGAGCCCAGUUAGACCCUGUGAGACACGACUACAUAAUCAAUAGACAGCACCUCAUUUCCAUUUAAGGGUGAUUCUUAGACUACGGGCACUUAUUAUGUCCUUUGAUCAUAUUGUAUGAAAAACAGAAAAAAGGGGAAUAAUGUUUUAAAAUAUCUCUGAA